AUGGGAAACGGUUUCGGGAGCAAAGUCUCUUCUCUGGGUAUCGUAGCUGCAGCUGUCGACAAAGGUCAACCAAAGGAUGGAGUACAGAAUGCACCGAAGGAGAUUCGAAAAAACGGUCUCGAAGACCUCGUAAAGAAAUUGGAAGCGAAGGUGAAUUAUUAUGGAGAGAUUACCCAGCCAAAGGAUAACGAGCCGGACGUGAUUUUGAACUGCGAAAACCAGCGAGCGCUGAUUAAAACUACUAUUGAGCUAAAAGAGGCAGUUGAAAAAAGCGUAAUUGCGAACGACAUGACACUUAUAUUGGGUGGCGAUCACAGCAUUGGAUGUGGAUCAAUCGCAGGUCACUUCACAAUUUUCCCCAAUUCCUUUGUCGUAUGGGUUGAUGCCCACGCGGAUAUCAACACACCGCAGAACUCUGUUUCUCGGCACACUCAUGGCAUGCCCCUCUCCUUCGUUGUCACGGAAACAAGCAAACUCAUUCCCCAAACCGAUGGCUUUGAAAAAAUCAAACCGGUCCUCGGACCUAAUCAGUUGCUCUACAUCGGACUUCGAGACGUCGAUCCACCAGAAUUAGCGUUCCUAAAGGAAUUUAACAUUCCGUAUUUCACUGCACAAGAUGUGAAAAACUUAGGCAUCCAGAAAGUCAUGGAUAUCACUCUAAAAACCAUAUUCCGAUAUAGUCCCAACUCUCAAAUCCAUCUAAGCUUUGAUAUCGAUGCGCUGGAUCCAAAGCAUGCUCCUAGCACCGGAACCGCCGUUCCCGAGGGUCUCUCGUUAAACGAAGGAAAAUACAUUUGCAAAACACUUGCUCAGACGGGUCAUCUGAAAUCCAUGGUGCUAGCCGAGGUUAAUCCGUCACUCGGGUCACCCGAAGAGGCAAAGACAACGGUGAAAUCUGCUGUUGAGCUUAUCAAAAGUGCUCUACUUUUGGACUGA
Molecule: messenger RNA, 936 nt
Organism: Hydatigera taeniaeformis
Lineage: Eukaryota; Metazoa; Platyhelminthes; Cestoda; Cyclophyllidea; Taeniidae
Source: the annotation of a GenBank genome assembly